Molecule: messenger RNA, 2274 nt
Organism: Parathielavia appendiculata
Lineage: Eukaryota; Fungi; Ascomycota; Sordariomycetes; Sordariales; Chaetomiaceae
Exons: 7
Coding region: 1-2274 (757 amino acids)
Source: RefSeq, a predicted model, not a curated record
AUGGAGAUCUACAGCUUCGACUAUUUGCGGACUUGGCGCUCACUGUCAGGCAAGGACGUUGAAGAGGAGAUGCUGAAGCAGUUUGAUCGGUUCGCGAGGUCGCAGCUUCGCUGGCCUGAGCCCGACUGGACCGCUGAGCAACGGAAGCAACUGCACGACCGGUACUGGAAGGCAGGCAAGCCUGAAUUGUACAGGGCCAGAGUGACAGCCAUGGACAAGAUUCAAGGUCCUCCCAAGCUCUUCAUUGCGAACCCAAGGGUCGAUGCUCGCACUAUCAAUCCGGUCAAUGACGGGUCUGCUCUGAUCAGGGUCUUAGCUGUCGUCGAGCUCGGCAAGAUGAUCAUCGAUCACGUUAAGCCUAGCAUCGGUGAUAUUACUGCACUGGCCACAUCUUGCAAGCGUGCCGCUGUGUGUGUGCAGCUGAGCUUUGCAGUCUGGGAUUUCACAAAAGGAUAUUUCCCAACCGACGAGUUCAUUGAGAAAAGGGACGAGAACGGCCGCCUUGUCCAAGGGGGAGGUGUCCGCACCAACACUCUAAUCAUUAGCCCCAUCUCCGACCGACAGGAGGGGUUCACACGGCCCUACACGGCUGACUUUCUGAACCUUAUCGCUCUUUGCGGCGCUAUCAGGGAGGUCCCUUCCACCUUUCGGUCUAUUGUCCUGGACCAGAUUCCCUUUCUCGACGUGGCCCUCUUUGAGAUGAUGGUGAACACGAUGCCCAACCUGAAACCCCUGAAAACUGUCACCAUCACUCGGUGCGUGAGGCUCGAUGUCACCAAACUGAUGCCGCUGCUGGAGGUCAUCAAGCGACAUCCCCGCCGCUCAACCAGCACCAAUGCCACCGAGGGCAAGGGCAAGUUUAUUCGGCUCGACUUCUUCCCUUUUUUUCCUCACGGUCCGACCUCCUUCGAACGCUUGGGCUCGUUCGGCGUCACCUACAAUGAGCCCACAUUCAACACUCCCAAGGCUGUUUUCGCCCUGAUCACCCGGUGCUGGAACCUUGCCAAGGAGGUGGGCAUGGACUUAGUGAGCGACAGCUCAUCAUUCUGGAGCUUUGUUCGACAGUUGCCUGGCCCGGAUGCGCUCUGGGCGAUGAAGGCUAGGGAAGCCAUGCUCACUCGCGACUACGAUCUUGCCCAGCAGCGGCUCGACAUCAAGGGCAAGUCGUUUCGUGAAAUCGACCACAAGUUUGCCACCGAUUUUAGGGCCGCACUAACCGGUGACAAUCAGCCGUACCCCACGGUCCCCGCCGGAAUGGCAAGAUACAUGAGUGAAGAGCAGUUGCCGCCAAUCGGGCAGCACUGGGCCAAGUCGCUAACGUGCGGCAAGUGCGAAUUACCAACGACUUAUACCAAGACGCUUUUCCCGCUCCGGGCCGGUACCUGUUGGAGCUGCAAGAUGGCAAUGUAUGUCGACGAAAUGGAGGACAGCCACCUCCGGCUUUGGCAACAGGUCGCUAUGCAGCACUGGCUCCGCGAUCUUGACCCGAAGCUGGACAAUCUUCAUGCUCUGCUUCGAAGCGGGGAAGUUUAUCUCCGCGCCGCCCUGGACGAUGUCGCAUGCGCAGACUGGAUUUGGAAAUCGCCUGGCAUGCUAUCCCCACGGGGAAACGGACGAAAGACAGGCCAGACCAACUCCUACACUUCGGCAGCUUUGAAAGGGCUGCCUACCACGACGCCCACGCCGAAACCCACUGCCGAGUAUUUUGUACCGCCGCCUCCCCGGGAUCUCGAUGGGUUCCGUGCCUCAUUGGCUCGCUGGCGCUGGAACCACAACCCGGCCACCGAGCCUUUCGACUACCGCAAGGGCGGUCCCCAGCGUGCAGACCCCUGCAAGUCGCCCAUCUCACCUUCCGACUGGGUUGACAAAGAUAUUGGUGCGGAGGACAAGAAAAACUUCAUUAAGCGUUGGGAGUGGACUUCGGUCAGCGAUCAAACGUUCCGCCGCAUGUACCGGGAUCAUAACCAGUCUUGGGAUAUCCGUGCGGAUGACGUCCUGCGGAUGCUGAACUGGGCACGCUUGGACGUCAAUAUGCGCCAAAUGGUCCGAGAUGCCGAGCGGCGCGCCCAGAACAAGCACGACAAGAUCGUCCACCGAUGGCACCAUCCCAAGGUCGAGGAUUGUUUGAUCUCGAUGGGCACCCCGGGCCAGAUCGCCUUCAAUCUGGACAAGCCCAUCCCUGACCCUUACGUGCAUGCGGAGGAGUAUUGGGCCGCGGUGGACAAGCACAAGUUUAAUGCGAGCAAGUAUUGCCACACCAGGUCCGGUUGGUAG